AUGACUCCAGUCUCAACUAAGCUUUAUACAGAUGAUGUGAGUCUCUUGAUGGUACUUAUUGAUACCAACCCAUUCUUUUGGAACUCAGUGAAAUCCACUCUCUCUUUCUCGAAGUUCCUCUCCCAUGUACUUGCAUUCUUGAAUUCAAUACUUUUGGUGAAUCAGCAAAACCAAGUGGUUGUGAUUGCAACUGGUUACAAUUACUGUGACUAUGUGUUUGAUUCAUCAGCCACACAGAGUCAAAACCUGCGUGCCGAGCAUUUGCUGCAGAAAUUGGAUGAAUUUGUUGAGAAAGAUGGGUCAAUAUGCCUUGAGGACUCGGUAGAUGGGCCUGGGUCCUCACUUCUAUCUGGAUCCCUCUCGAUGGCUUUAUGUUACAUUCAGAGGGUUUUUAGGUCAGGGCCGCUUCAUCCACAGCCUCGGAUACUAUGCUUACAUGGAUCUCCGGAUGGGCCUGGACAAUAUGUUGCAAUCAUGAAUUCAAUCUUCUCUGCUCAACGUUCAACGGUUCCUAUAGAUUCAUGUGUAAUCGGCCAUCAAAAUUCCGCUUUCUUGCAGCAGGCUUCUUACAUAACUGGCGGCGUGUAUGUGAAGCCUCAAGUGUUGGAUGGUCUAUUUCAGUAUCUUUCGACUGUUUUUGCCACUGAUUUGCAUUCUCGCGCCUUUUUACAACUUCCAAAGCAUGCAGGAGUUGACUUCCGUGCCUCAUGCUUCUGCCACAAAAACACAAUCGAUAUGGGCUUCAUAUGCUCGGUUUGUUUGUCUAUUUUCUGCAAGCAUCAAAAGAAAUGUUCAACUUGUGGGUCAGUGUUUGGUCAAGCCCAAGCCCAAGCCCAAGAUUCCUCAACACCCGAUCGAAAGAGGAAAAUGGCUAUGGAUGCUUAG
This is a messenger RNA of Striga hermonthica, 885 nucleotides long. Lineage: Eukaryota; Viridiplantae; Streptophyta; Magnoliopsida; Lamiales; Orobanchaceae. The record is from the annotation of a GenBank genome assembly.